AUGAGGAAGCGUUUGAUCCAAAUAUUUGGUUUCUUGAUCUCAUCGUUGGGGUGGCUGUUUGUGUUGUGCACCAUGGCAAUGGACAACUGGAGAAUCAGUCAAGUAGGAGGUGAAGGUGGUUCUUAUAUCAUCAAGGUGGCUUGGUACUGGUCCAACCUGUGGAAGGACUGCUACACUGAAUCCACAGCUGUCACCCACUGCAGAGACUACACGGUCAUCUGGAACGUCGUCUCCAGCAUGGGUUACAGGACUACAGUGAUGUACACUGAGAUGGGCUGCUUUGUGGUCUGCGUAGCCGGAUGGAUCCUUGUUUGUUCCACAAUGCCAACCGAGAUCUGGACUUGGUCUGAGGUUAGCGGCAUAGUCCUGACUUCGUCAAACUACUUCUCCAACUUGUGGAAAGACUGCGUUUCUGAUUCAACGGGAGUAUCUUCCUGCAAAGGGAUCCCAUCACUGUUUGCCCUGAGCUGGGACAUCCAUAUGUGCCGGGCUCUUAUCAUUACCUGCAUUAUCCUGGCAUCCUUUGGGUCGAUUCUGGUCUUAGUGGGAAUGAAAUGCACAAAGAUUGGGGGCUCUGAGAUUACUAAUGCAAAAGUGACCUUUGCUGGAGGGAUGAACUACCUUGCAGGAGGGGUUUGCUCCAUGGUCGCUUACUCUUACUAUGGAAACAAACUUAGAACUGAGUUUCAAGACCCUUCCUAUGUAGAACAGAAGUUUGAAAUAGGCGUUGGUGUCUAUGUUGGCUGGGGUGGUUCCACUUUACUGGUUGUUGGAGGCCUUGUUUACAGCAUCUUAGCAGGAAGAGAAGCGUGCAGUUCACGCCCAGAAAAUGUCCAGGCCUACCAGGUCCCCGGCUACACCUUUGUCCCGUCACGGAAAAGCUUUGUGUCGUCAGCUCGCACAGAAAUCACAGAGAGCAGGAAAUCAAGGAGCUCAAGUGAGAGCAGAGCCAGCAGCAUCUCCGCGAUCUCCAGCACCACCAAGACGACGGGCGUCCAGUCUUAUGUGUGA
This is a messenger RNA of Nematolebias whitei (Rio pearlfish), 1011 nucleotides long. Its product is annotated as claudin-10. NCBI's taxonomy places the organism in Eukaryota, Metazoa, Chordata, Actinopteri, Cyprinodontiformes, Rivulidae. The record is from RefSeq and is a predicted model, not a curated record. Gene Ontology annotation, biological process: cell adhesion; bicellular tight junction assembly. The transcript has 6 exons. The coding region runs from base 1 to 1011 and encodes 336 amino acids. Gene Ontology annotation, molecular function: structural molecule activity. Gene Ontology annotation, cellular component: plasma membrane; bicellular tight junction.